This is a messenger RNA of Prunus armeniaca (apricot), 306 nucleotides long. The record is from the annotation of a GenBank genome assembly. Lineage: Eukaryota; Viridiplantae; Streptophyta; Magnoliopsida; Rosales; Rosaceae.
AUGGCUCAUGGCACUUCGUUGAUGGCUAUUUCCCUCAAGUCUCACAAUUUCUCAUUCCCUCCUUUGACAACAAUGAUACUGCUACACCCAACCUUGACCAUGCUCUUUGGCUUCAACAACAUCAACUUGAGGUUCAAAACCCCAGCAUUUACAAUCUCUCCUCAAUUCCCUCCAUCACUUUCGUGGCUAUCCAAUCUCCCAACACUUCCCAAAAACAUGGUGGUCUUUCUCACUGGAGCUCUAGAAGUGGUCUUAGUUGCGGUCGUGAUAGUCUUAUUUAUGAUGGUCGUGGCUAUAUCCAAUUGA